This is a messenger RNA of Anopheles bellator, 2076 nucleotides long. Its product is annotated as probable cytochrome P450 9f2. Gene Ontology annotation, molecular function: oxidoreductase activity, acting on paired donors, with incorporation or reduction of molecular oxygen; monooxygenase activity; heme binding. The transcript has a single exon. NCBI's taxonomy places the organism in Eukaryota, Metazoa, Arthropoda, Insecta, Diptera, Culicidae. The record is from RefSeq and is a predicted model, not a curated record. Bases 33 to 1616 code for a protein of 527 amino acids.
UGGGGGCCGCGAGCUCUGCUCCCGCGAUCGAGAUGUUCCUGUACUGGGCGUUGCCCACCGUGCUGUAUCUGCUGUACCGCUGGAGUGUGGCCACAUACGAUUACUUCGAGAAGCGCCAGAUACCGUUCGUGAAACCGGUGCCCUUCUUCGGCCAGGUGCUGUCCUUCUUCACGCAAGCGAAGCAUGCGGUCGACGUCGCAUCCGAGGGCUACGAGAUGUUUCCGGACACGCGCAUAUCCGGCGUGUUCACCCUGCGAACGCCGGCCUACCUGGUGCACGAUCCGGUGCUGUACCAGCAGAUGGCGGGCCGCGACUUUGAUCACUUCUCCGAGCACGUAUCGGACCUGUCCGUCGAAACGGAUCCGUUGUUGGCGCGCUCGCUGUUCUUCGCGAAGGAAGCCCGCUGGCGGCACCACCGGGCGGGGCUGAGACCCGCGUUUACGGGUGCCAAAACCCGCGACAUGUUCGGGCUGCUGGUCAAGAGUGCGGGUGAUGCGAUGGAGCGGCUCGUGAGCUACUCGCGGGGGGAGCCAUUCACGAUGGAGCUACGGGAUCUGUACUCACGGCUCGCGAACGACGCAAUGUCCUCGAUCUCGUUCGGCGUCGAAGUGGACUCACUCACCGACCGUGAUAAUGAGUUUUUCGUGAAAGGCAAACGGUUGGCCAAGAUGGACGGACUGCCGGGGUUGAAGCUGCUGAUGACCGCGAUCCUGCCCGGGUUGUACCGCUUUCUGAAGCUGGGUGUCCUGUACGAGGACGUGAACGAGUUCUACCUGGAAGCGGUCGCGACCAACAUUCGCUACCGGGAGCAGCAUCUGAUCCGGCGGCCCGACUUUAUCCAUCUGCUGUUGCAACUGAACGAGCUGCAGGCCGAGCAGUCGGAAGAUGAGGUCCUCGAGAGUGUGGGCUUCUCGACGGCCGCCACGCCGCCCCCGAUGGUGAAUCCCGACGACGGGCGGCUCGAGUGGGAAGACAUCGACAUUACGGCGGCGGCCGCUUCGUUCUUCUUCGGAGGCAUCGAAACGACGACCACUCUGCUGUGUUUUGCGUGCUACGAGCUGGCCGUAAACCCCGCGAUCCAGCAGCGGCUCUACGCGGAGAUCCUCUCCGUCCGCGACGAGCUGCCCGAUGGAGUGACGCCAACGUACGAGGUCUUGCAGAAGAUGAAAUACCUGGAUAUGGUGGUUUCGGAGGCGUUGCGGCGCUGGCCUCCGUUUGGGCUCACGAAUCGGCGGUGCACCAAGGAGUACACCUUCACGAACAGCGACGGCACUCGGAUCACGAUCGAGAAGGGGAUGAACAUCUCGAUCCCCAUCAAGUCCUUUCACCUGGAUCCGAAAUUCUUCCCCGAUCCGCUGCGCUUCGAUCCGGAGCGAUUCGCGGACCCGGCGCGCUUCAACAAGGAAGCGUACGUUCCGUUCGGGAAGGGCUACCGGAACUGCAUCGGCUCCCGGUUGGCGCUGAUGCAAGCCAAGUGCUUCAUGUUUUACAUGCUGUCCCAAUUCAGCAUCGAGCCGGGCCUCAAGCUGACCGUUCCGCUCGUGCUGGACGAGACGUCGGCCGGACUGAACGCGAAGCACGGCUUCUGGAUGAGCCUAAUACCGCGCCACAUAUGAGAGGGCGCGCCUCACAACGCAACAGUGAUAAGAUAACCGGCCCGGGGCUCCUUAUCUAGGGCCCCGCCGAAAACCCCGCGAAUCGAGCCCGGCGACGGCGGCUCCCGUGUGAUAGGGCAGAGUUUGCGCUUGUUCCGGAGUCGCCCGAAGAGAGAUCCGAACGUUCCUUAGCCACGUGCAGCGUGGUACCGAUUGCUAGAAAUACGGCCCAAUAAACGAUAGCGAAUAAAGAGAUACGAAAGAAUCGUGUGAAACAGAGGAUAGUGGUGGGCUCCCUCGCGGUCUGGGGUCCGAGUCGAAGUCGAGCAGCAGAAGAGGAAUGUUCUCCGGGGCAGGGCAAGGUUAAUAUUCGAGUGCAUUUAUGUGGUUAACACCGACCGGCGGACUGGCGAACGGAGUGACAACAAACAAUUGAAUAAUCUGCCGGUCCAAUUCUCGAUCAGCAGAAUGGCCCACCAAC